Messenger RNA from Nannizzia gypsea CBS 118893, 894 nucleotides. RefSeq lists its product as hypothetical. The record is from RefSeq and is a predicted model, not a curated record. Lineage: Eukaryota; Fungi; Ascomycota; Eurotiomycetes; Onygenales; Arthrodermataceae. The transcript has a single exon. Bases 1 to 894 code for a protein of 297 amino acids. Gene Ontology annotation, cellular component: nucleus.
AUGUCAUCACAAACGUUGACAGCGGCGAACGUAUUCGUGGUUUUACGCCAGCUUCGAUCCCUAUGUUAUCCUAUACCAUCCUUCGCAUCCUCGCAAACUAUUCCUUCAAGAGCUUAUAGCAAUUACAAUGCGGCGCGUCACACUUCUUUAGUUGUCCCAGCAAACAUUGCAAUAAAACAAUGGCAUUUUGCGGCCGCCUAUUCCACUGCUCCCCCAUCAAAGACUGCGAAAGAAUCCGGUGAAGACACCGAUCUACUCGAACCAACGAAGCCUAAACCUAAGAAGCCUGUACCUGCAUGGGCGGUCCAGAAAAAUGCGCUGAAGGAGAAAUUUAAAGAAGGGUGGAAGCCGCGGAAGAAAGUGUCUCCUGAUACCAUGGAGAGCAUACGGAAGCUACAUAGCAUGGAUUCCGUGAAGUUUUCGACAAAGAACCUUGCAGAGGAGUUCAAGAUUUCAGCCGAAGCUAUUCGAAGGAUAUUGAAGAGCAAAUGGCGAGCCACAGAGGAAGAGGAGAUUGAUAGGAGAAAUCGUUGGGAGAAAAGAAAGCUGAGGAUUCAAGAGCAAAUGAUGGAGCUGGGACUGCGGCACACCGACCCUAUUUCUAAGGAGGGUCCUAGCAGCGACAUGGAGUCAUCUCAUCGCAACAAGUCCUCAAGCGCUAUUGAAAGCCUUGCUGGUGAAUAUCUAUCCCAAAGCAGAGGCCAGGAAUCCUCUCCCCAGAAGAGGCGUGAUCCCUGGGAUGUUACUGCAGAUGAUCUUCCCGGUACUAUAAGAACUUCCACCAGGGAUGCCUGGCCGCAGGAACGCUUUCCUGAGAGAAGAGGCAGUUCUCAAAGGCGAACUCGACGGGAUGAAUACAUUGAACGAGGCCCUAGAGGAAAGCCCGACUGGUAG